UGUGUAUAGACACUGUGUGUUAUACUGUUUAUAUACAUUGUAUAUACUGUACAUGUGUGUUUGAACUUAGUUUUAUUAAUAUGGGAAAUGUCCUUACUUGUGAAUCCCACACUCGGUUUUGAGGGUUUGGGUUUGAGAAACGUCACAACACGCAUCACAAAUCACUGACCCAGGGUUCGUCUCUAAAUAAAUCCUCCAGAGAAUAUAAAGAUAUGUAUAUAUGGCAUUUAAUAUCCCACCAUAUAAUCUAUUGUUCAGUGUAACUUCCAUGUCAGUCAAUUUCUCAUAACAAUUAAUAACAGAAAGAUGUAGAAAAUACAUGAAGUCGCAAUAAAUAAGCAAACAGUAGAUGAAGAUAUGAAGGUUGCACUGGAGAACUCGGUUCAAACAGACGCAGUGUCUCCUGAAAUAUGAAUCUGGUUAGAGUUAAGGUGAUUUUAAACCAGGACACAUAUAGAGCAGAUGAUGAUGAUGAUUAUGAUGAUGAUGAUGAACAUUCAGAAUCACAGAGCACAAACAUCUGAGUAAGCGUCUUUUAUUUGCAAAAAAGUGUGUGGUUUGUGUUGAUUUGGUGAUUCUGUGACUCAUUUAAACCCUCUGAGACACUCACAUCAUCCAGAGGAUCUGAACUGUAACAGGGUCGUUUGUGAAAAUGAACCAGACAUGUGAUGUAGUCCCAUUACAUCUUGUCCAUCUGAUUCUCUCUGUGUAAUCAGAGUUAAUAUCGGAUGUCUCGUUCGGAGACAGAAGCCAUGGACGUCCAGCAGGAGGGCGGAAAGGAUCGAACCCACAAGAACCCUCUGAUCCAGGCUGAAGGCAAAGUGGAGACACAAGCCAUCACACAACAGUCAGAUCCUGGAUCAGCAAACCUUCCGUGUGCCAAUGGAACGGUUACGGGGGAAGUAAUGACUCUUUAACAGACAUCGUAAUCACGAAUGAGGAUGCUUUACUGCUUCCAGACCAUGUGCCAGUGAUGGUGCACCAACUGGACAAAGAGACUCCUAGCCCUCUCAAUGGCCUCUCUCCUCCAGACACAGUGUCUAACAAACCCCGGCCUGUUUGUACACCACCUGCUCCGUCUACAGGUCAAAGGGCAACUGAUUCUGCCCACAUGCCCAAGUCCAACGGGCAUAACAACCCCCACAAAAAGCUUCCCUCCACCUCCAAGAGCCAGCAGAGUUUGAAAACGAGUGCUACUCAGAUCCAGGAAGCCGCUGGUGAUGACUGCUGCGUGCACUGUAUCCUGGCCUGUCUGUUCUGCGAGCUGCUGCCCAUGUGCUCGGCCGUGGCUCAGUGUCUGGCGUGCGGAACGGAAUGUGACGCUCUGUGCUGCUGUGGCGAGGCGUGCGGAGGCCUGGCAUGUUGCUCUGGUGACCCCUGCACCGCUCUGAUGGACUGUGCCAUCAUGGAGGACUGCUGCCAAUCAUCCGAUUGCCUGGAGAUCUGUCUGGAGUGCUGCUCUAUCUGCUACCCAACUUAAACUGCUGCGAAAAUGACGCCGACGUUAGUGCACUUACACAGACGAUCUGGAAUGCGGCAUCACACCAGCGUGUCGCGUGAAGGUUUGUUAUGGAGGUCGCAUGCCGUGUUUAUACUGUAGGCCAGUGAGAGGACUGAGAUCAUGGUGUUGAUACUGUGUGAGAAAUGAAUCACUGAAUUUCAAAUCACACACACAAAGCAAAGACGAUGAGGGCAAAGUGUGGAGUAUUAAAGGAUGUGAAACCUACUGUAUUUAAGGAAUUCAUAUUCAUAAGCAUGGCUACUACCGGAUAGUCUUCAAUGUUCAUUGCUGUGUUUUAUUUUUUUCUCUUUCCUUGGGCGGGUCUGCUUUUUCAUGUGGAGCACAUUUGCACUUGCCCACAACUGGAAUCUCUAUUUAAGUUUGUAAGAUCAUGGUCAAAACAAAUAAUCCUACAAUCGCUCUUUCGUUUCAUUAUUACCAGAGAUCUGAUGAUGCUUCAUAUGAACUGUUUCGUUUUUGUUUUUUCUGAAAUGAUAUAUGCACUCUAAUCCGUCCGAGCACUUCGUCAGCUCCUUAAGUUAUGAUUUGAUGUGACCUUUUUUUUUUCAUUUUGCAUACGAAGUUAAAAAGGCUUUUGUUUUCAUAAUUAUGCCUCCUUUUUUUUUUUUUUUUUUUUUUUACUUCAUUAACUCUGAACACUGAAACGGAAUAAUCAUCACAUCUACGUGUUCAUUCUAUAUCCAGACUGACACAUUUAAUUUGUGAGUAUUACACUUUCAGUGCAGAUCAUCAGUAAGCUUGGUGAAACUAGUGUCAAAAUAGCCUGGAAUCAAGAGACUGCAUAUUCAUCUGCACGUGUAGAAUUUCACAGGCGUCCUCAAGCCCAUUACGCCCUGAAGUGGGUUCAGGUUUGGGCAUUGGGCACUGCACUGCAUAGAGAAAAAAAACAAAAGUCGUUAUGAAGGUUGAGGCAAAAAUGCCUCUGGGGAAGUGGUAUAUAUUGUUGUUUAAGACUCUGGGUUACUGAUCGGAAUGUGUGAGGUUUAAUCCCCAGUAUUGCCAAGCUGCCAAUUUCGGGCCCCUGAGCAUGGCCCUUAAUCCUCUGCGCUGUAUCAUGGCUAUCAUGUGCUUGGACCCCAGCUUUUUAACAUCACUGGGGUAUGAGAAGAAAGAAUUUCGCUGUAAUGUACAUGUGACAAGUAUAUAGCUUCUUUCUUUCUUUUUUUUCGUUCAUUCGUUCUUUUCUUUACUCUGCAAUGAAGUUCCAAGUGAAGCUUCAUUAACAAACCCAAAAAAAAAAAAAAAAUGCACAGGAGUUCAGAGAAGCGAUUAUUCAGAACAUGAUACUACUGAUCAGAAAAGCAUCUCUUGUUUACCUGUAAAAUAUUUACCUUCCCACUGUGUGUUCAUUUGCUCUAAAUAAUGUAAAGAACCAGAUCUCUGUGAGGAGCAUCAGUCAGGGAUUUGAGGACAUUAGGUCCCAUUCCUUUGCCUAAAGUUACAGUUUUUCUCAGUAGCUUUAGAUCGUUUCUAAGAUCAGAAAUGAAAUUCUCGAAACUUUUCUUGUUGCUUUGAUCAAAUCGCGAACGCUUUGGUACAUCAUUUAAUGGAUUGUGUACGAGUGUCUGCUGUUUCCUACAGUAUCAGUUGUUUAUGUUCAUGUUGAUCAAAAUACAUUAUACUGGUUUGACCUGAAUAGUUUUAACCCCCAAAAACAUCUCAGCAUCAGUUCAUUGUGUACGUCAUUGAACGCAAAAUGUUUAAACCAGUUUUCAGAAUCUGUCAAAAUAAAAUUUCUAUCAAACAUA
Messenger RNA from Silurus meridionalis, 3270 nucleotides. RefSeq lists its product as uncharacterized. The record is from RefSeq and is a predicted model, not a curated record. The coding region runs from base 974 to 1480 and encodes 168 amino acids. The transcript is spliced from 4 exons. NCBI's taxonomy places the organism in Eukaryota, Metazoa, Chordata, Actinopteri, Siluriformes, Siluridae.